AUGGCUGAAGCACAGAGUCAAAGCAUUACCAACACCUUGAAACCAAAGUUGAACAUUCCAGCCUCUUCAGUGUCAAUAUCCGUGAAAAUAAUCGAUGCCUCGACCAUCUCCAACGUACCUGCUCAUGCAUUAGUUACACCUAUGGUGCCUGGCUACAAGACAGCAUCGCCAGCGCCUUCAUAUUGCUUUCUCCUUGAACAUCCCUCCGGGCAGAAAGUGCUCUUCGACCUCGGGAUCCGCAAAGACUGGCAGAACCUUGCUCCGGCCAUUGUCGAGAGGUUUAAGAAGGUUGGACAUCAACCUAGCGCUGAGAAGAAUAUCUCAGAGGUUCUUGACGAUGCCGGGGUUGGGAAGGAGAAUGUCAAUGCUGUGAUAUGGAGCCAUGCGCAUUGGGACCAUAUAGGGGACAUGUCCACUUUUGGGCCCGAGACCGAACUGGUGGUGGGACCGGGAUUCAAGGACUUCUUCCUGGGUGAAGGUGAUGGGAAGAACUCUGCCCUUGGGAGUGUGCAGUCAAGCGAUGUCGAAGGUCGGACUGUUCGUGAGAUUCAAUUCCAAGGGGUGGGCAUCGGCAAGAUUGGCAAAUUCCCAGCUUUCGAUUAUUUUCAAGACGGCUCCUUAUACCUUUUGGACACUCCUGGGCAUUGUGUCGCUCACCUGUGUGCCUUGGUCCGGACGACCACGAACCCAGACACAUUUGUCUUCUUAGGAGGCGAUGCAGCACACCAUUGCGGCGAGGUUCGUCCAUCGGCCUAUGUUCCGAUGCCUGAACCAAUUUUGAAGACCACGGCGAAAACGUCUGUAAACCAACACGAUCAAUUACCUGCUUGCCCUGGCUCCUGGUAUGAGGAUCUACAGAUUUCGCGUGAUCGCGACCCAAAGGGCCCACUCUGGCAACCAGCAUUUGGUCACAAUAUGGAGGAAGUGAUGACCACUAUCCAAAGUAUGCAGGAAUAUGACGGAGAUGAAAGUGUUUUUGUCAUCUUGGCUCACGAUCCGUCUUUGCGAUCGUCAGAAGUGCGUUUCUUUCCACAAGAGAUCAACGACUGGAAGCAAAGAGGGCUGAAUCAGAAGCUGAGAUGGAAGUGGACGGAAGAAAUUCUUGACACGUUGAAUUGCUAG
Exophiala bonariae is the source of this 1122-nucleotide messenger RNA. RefSeq lists its product as uncharacterized. NCBI's taxonomy places the organism in Eukaryota, Fungi, Ascomycota, Eurotiomycetes, Chaetothyriales, Herpotrichiellaceae. The transcript has 3 exons. The coding region runs from base 1 to 1122 and encodes 373 amino acids. The record is from RefSeq and is a predicted model, not a curated record.